UAUCCUAGUCGUUUUAAAUUAAAUAAACUUAGAAGAGCGCCUGGUGCGCGCGCAAUUUAAGGUACACAAAACUCACCUUUCUGUCUUGCUGUUUUUUUUCUUUCAGGAUGCAGGGACAAAGCCGGCGUAGCUCGGAGGUGGAGGUUGCGCUUAUGCGCCCUGUAAGCACAGCUGGCUAAUAGCCUCGGAGCCCGUCCCCGACACCCUGCAGCCACACCAGAUUAGCAGUUGGCGUGACAUGGAUGUGAGCUUCACGAACGUGUUAGAGGGGGCUCGCCAGUACUUUCAGGGACUGCCCGUACCGAGUACAGGUGGUGGCGCGGCCACGUCAGUGGAUCACAAUCUCCACUCGACAUCCUCCACGAAUUCCGCCUCGUCGCACGAUCAUGACGCACCGUCGCAGCCGACUCAAUCGACUCAGUCGAUCUCGACUUCCGCCAAUAGCAACAGCACCAGCAGUAGCAACAGCAGCAACAACAAUAAUAAUAGCAGUGUCCAGGAAUCGAACCGUUAUUCCGCCGACAUUAGACCAUCGUCAUCGGUGGAGAGUAGCAAUGUGGCGGCCGGAUCUAGCUUCUGGAAUCCGCACGUGGAACCGUAUCCGCCACAGCCGACCAAGGUUGAAGUCCCGGACACGAGGCCAGGCGAUGAAGGCUCCGCCAUGGAGCCCAGCUCCUCUUCCUCGGGCACUGUUACUUUAACCGAGAUGCAACCCUCGAAUUAUCAGUCCUCUUCCUCUUCCUCCUCCUCCUCCUCCUCCUCCUCUGUCUCCUCUGUCGUGGCAUCGUCAUCGAAUUUCUCGCAAAGAGCGCCGACGUCAUCGGUGUUUACCACUUCGUCCUCCAGCGAUCACAAUCACCAUCAAUCUCAUCCUCCGGUGUCAAACUCGUCGCAUUUGCAUCAGAUGCAACCACCUCAACCAUCACAUUCCCCUGGACCGGUGUACCAGCAACUUAAUAACGUCAACAGGACAUCCUUCAGCGCGGCGGAGAUGCUCGCUUCUUCGUCGUCGCAUUCCGCUUCAACCUAUCAGACUGCCAAUAACAACGAUCGGCAGUCGCAGCCAAUCGUUGCGCAAAGGACUCAGUACUAUCCGCGUUAUCAUCAUCCAGAUAUCACGAAAUGCGCACCGGCCCCAUAUUCGCAAAGUUCUAUUUAUCAAUCUGCCAAUGUAGCGCAACCUUCGAGCACGAUUCAGCAACCGAGUACGAGACCGACGCCGGUGGAGCAGAAUAAUACGACGACAUCGUCCAGCGUUAUCAUUCAAGGACAUUGUCCGCCGGAACAACAACGAAUAUCCGGUACUUAUGGCAGUAACGUGCCACCAGCUCAAAGUCCUCUCGGCGGAUCUACGGUGUACGGAUCCGGCUCUUCCUCUUCAUCGUCUCAGAGCUACUGUUCCACGAGCCAGUACCAGCAACAGACCCAUCGUAUAGCGAGCGUUUCUGCUUCGAGCGUCAACGAUAGGUCACAUAGCUCGGAUGGGUUGCAUUCUUCCACCGCCGCUUGCUCCUCAUCGUCGCAGGCAGUCAGCCCGCGUCAGCCCGGGCCAGGGAGCUCCUCCUCCAAUCACAUUCCUUCGCAGUCGCAAUCGCAGAAUCUUUCGGGUCACAUUCCUUCGAUGCAUCCACCAUCCGUCUCUACUUCGGUGCACUAUCAUCAUCAUCAUCAACAGCAGCAGCAGCAGCAGCAGCAGCAACAGCAACAGCAACAUCAUCAACAGCCGUCGCUUUUGCAACAGCAGCAACAUCAGCAUCAGCAUCAGCAUCAUCAACAGCCGUCAUCUUUGCAACAGCAGCAUCCGAGUCGCGUAAAUGCAUCGCCACACUCGCACGGUUCCUCAUACGGAGGUCGCGUGUUGCCGUUGCCAUUACACGGCGCUCCAUCGUCAGCCUCCAUGACGGCGAGUCAUUCGCAGCAACAGCAGCAGAUGCCACCACCUCCAAGUGGAUAUCACACGGGAACGACGCCGUCGCCGCAUCACGAGCCGUCGCCUCGUCACGCAACUCCGUCGCCGCAUCACGCGACUCCGUCGCCACAACGGCAAUCGCCGCAUGUAUCCAGUCUACAUUCGCACGCCUCUCCGUCUCCUCAUCAUACACCCUCGCCGCACAACAGCUUCCAGCCGCAUUCGCCGACUUAUCCACCACCGCCGCCGCCGUCGUCGACGCAGCAGCAGCAGCAGCAACAGCAACAACAGCAGCAACAGCCAGUGGUUCCAUCGAGGUCGACACCGCAUUCGUACAACUUACCACCGGUUACCUCGCAACACUAUCAAACGAAUUACGUGGCGGCGGUUCGUGACGCGGCGAUGGGAUUGCCUUACGCACCGCCGCCACCGUCCCAGUCUUCGUACCAUUCCUUCCAAAAGACUCCGCAAGCGGAGUCUCAGGGGGAUAGCUAUUAUUCUCAGUCGAGCCGAUCUCACAGUCAAUCUUACAAUAUGCAACAAAUGUUGGUACCGUCGCAAACGGCGUAUCCUAGCACCCCUGGUGGCAACAAUCUAGGUAGCUACCAGCAAAGUACGAGCAAGCACGUGACGUACAAUGGUACGGAUGCUGCGAAGAGGGGUAUGAUGGACGUCACGACAGCGACGCCCUACGGCACGCAUCGGUCGCCUGCGCAGAGGAGCGGCAACACGCACAAUUUGCCACCCAUCGCUGCCCUCUCGUCUUAUCAUUCCAACAGGCGGGAACCGUUGGGCAAAUCGGCGCAAUCGACGGCACGACAACGAAUGCAGCCGACGAACGCGGCCAGCAAAGUCCCGUCCGUCGUGAUGCCACCGACUCCAUCGUCCAUGACGAUGCCUCCGCAGAGGCUCGCCGAAUACCCGGUGACCCCUGUCUCGGCAAUGAACCACGCACUACCGGUGAACGGUAGGACGACCACCGUGACGAACAUGACGUACAGCUCGCGGUACAGCGGUCAACAAAGCUACCCGUCGUCAUCGUACGCUACCACGAUGGCGCCUAGUCAUCAUGGUAACAACUCCACUAGUAGCACCACGGUGACCACUGUUGGUCACGGCGGUUCAAGUGGCGCGAGGUCUUCCGUUCCAGCGAUCCCCGCGUAUCAGUCUUCCGACGAGCCGGAUCGAUCGGCCGGAUCAACGUCCUAUCAUCACCACCAGCCGCCGACGCGAAUGACGACGGAGAAUUACGUCUACAAAGAGUAUCCUCCUUAUCAGAGUCCAGCGUCAUCCGGCAGUCAGGUAACCUCGGUCGCCGCCAUGGCGAGUUCACCGUCACCGAGCAACACGGUUCGGAAGAGAGAAUCUCCCCUGGACCUGUCUGUCAAAACUGUCAAGACGUCCGCCGAUUCCACGGCGCAGGACGACCUUGAAACCAUCAGCGUCGAGAAGCAUGUCAGUAGCUCAAAUCUAAGUACCUCUAGGAGCAACGUGAGCAGGUCGAUGCCACCUCCGGCUGCCGUGCACCAACCGGUACCGGCUCAGCCAUCGUAUUCGUCGUCGUACGAUCAUAGGCCUUCGAGUAACAGUUCGAGAAAUUCUAUGACCUGCGUCCGGGCGUCGACGCCCCAGACGGUGUGCGCGCCCAAGGUCGACUUCCUGCCGGACUUCAAUUCGACGCCGCUACGUCAUCAGUCGCAUCACGAGAAUCCUCUUCGCAGGAGCACCACGCAGCAGUUGUACGUUCCACCCGCCCAACCCGUCUCGUCUCAUCACGCGAAUACCACUCCACUGCCUCAUAUGUCCACAUUCAAGAAACGUCCACUGCCCACGUCGCCACUGUACGACGGACUGACGAUACCGCCUUCGUCAACAUCAGCAUCGUCGUCGUCGUCGUCGUCAUCCGCGUCUUCGUCCUAUCUCCAUACGAACGAUUCCGUGUCCUCGAGAUUUUCCAAGUAUCGACCGACGAUGGAGCCGUCUCCGCGUCUCGGUCCGCCCGCACUGCCCGCACAGGAUUACUCGCCUGAUCCGAGCAAAUAUUACUUGGCGGACAGUAGGGCCAAGUUCGACCAGCAGUUUCCUCAACGCGGCGAACGGACGGGCGCGUUCAAGAGGGCUGGCGAAGCUCUCUAUAGUACGGGGAUCCCCAGCAAACAGGCCAGAGUCGCUUGGCGAGUACCGAGUGCCGACAAGCAGAUUACCGAGCCAAAGUUGUCGACCACGUGCACGCUGAACGAGCAGCAGCAGAAGCGGCAAGAGAUGAACCUGCCGCCGCUUCCUCUGCCGAACGGAGCUCUGCCGACACCUGCCGGCGCCUACGAUCAGCGACCCGCCGACAGCGGCGGUUAUUCCGGCCCGGAAUCGUCCAGGUCGUAUCAGUCGGCGUACUGUGAUAAAAGGACCUAUCCGGAAUCCAAAGUUAUACGGAGCUCGCCGUCGUCGUACGGUCAUCCGGUGAUGUCGAAAUCCGCGAGCGUGCAUCCGUUGCCGCAGCAGUUGAGCGGCGCGCAACUGACCUAUCCCAGUUACCGCCAGGCAACUCAGAAGACGAUGUGUCCCCCGAGCGGGACGUCCGGCGGUCAGCCGGUGGACCAACCUAGCAAUACCGGCGCCGACAAGAGGGUCCUCAGCUUGCUGAGGAAUAGUCUGGAGAACAAACAGCAGAGGGACGAACAGCUAAACAGUUUGCAGCCGAUUUUGGCCAAUCACAACCAGCAGAGCUUCCAAAAUAAAGUCGUCGCGCCAGUCGAGCCCAAGACAAAUAUCGGCAGGCACAAUCUGUCACCGUUUACGGCAGCGAGCCUGCUCGAGCGUAACAGCAACACGCCGCCGCAUUACAAACUGCACGUUCCGCGUGCGGUAGACUCGAUCACUCAGGAGGCGCCGCGCAGCAUGUACGCCUCGAGAGUGAACGCAUCUGCCACGUUACCCGGCAAGGAGGCUUCCCUCGCGGGACCACGCGGCGCCGAGAAUCAGAUUCACCGUGACAAGGACGACGGCCUCGCCGCUAUCUUAGCCGCGAAGAUCAGGACGAAAGCGGAACUGAAACAAGUUGGAACCGGCCAAUUUACAACGAAAGCUUCCUCCGUACCAUCACAGAAUAUGUCAUCGACACCAAAAGAGAUCGAUAGCGCAGCCUCGACGUCGACGCCGCAAUCCGGCUCGUCCGCAGGCAGCCCACCAAAAUUAACGCGCGAGAAGACUGUCAGCCUGCCUCCUAGAAGACGUUUGUUUUCGAGAACCGACGAGGACAACAUGCCGGUAGCGGCGACCGUGCCUGCCGCCGCCGCCGUCGCGUCCACAGUUCCGGCAAGGGCGAGCGGAUGUAGAAGCUCCUCCGAGACAUCGGUCUUCGACUUCCGGGAGAGCGACUCCGAAGGCGAGAUGCCGGUACUCGAGCUACAAACCUUGGAGGAGAUGAGGAGAGACAGGAAACAGUUGUCCAAAGUGCAACCCCCGAUUCCUCUUAAUGACGCCGUGUGCAUGAACAUGGCAUCCUCGACGGAUCUCGUGAAGAUAGAGCUAAAGGAAAAUGACAAAAUCAACGAUAUCGAUCCAUUCUGGACUAAUACUUGUGAUAAAUUCAUGGAACAAUUACGAACGGGUGAUGCCGUAAAGAAGCGAGGACGCAGAAAAAAGAUAAGCAAUACCACAACAUCAAAGCUCGAAGAUACGGUUAAUGACAGUGACAAAGAAUCAGACAGCAAUGCGUCGCCUUCUCAAAUUAAGCCCGAAGAUAUCAAAAGGGAAACACCAGAGGCGAGUAAGGAAGAUAAAAAUUCAGUCUUUAAGGACGUUAAGAUUAAGAUAGAGCCCGGAUUGAAGAAGGAGGACGACAAACAUUCGAGUGACGAUUCGGACGAAAUUCCGUUAAUUCGAAGAACGAGGCAAGAGGUGAAGAAGGAGGAUAGCGAUUGCGAUGAAGAAGUGAUAUGCCGAAGAAGACGAAUUCGUCGCGGUAGCAAGUUCAAACUCGAAUCCUCCAGUGGUAGCGAAUCCUCUAGCGAGGAUAGCGAUACCGAGUUUGGCCAUGGUUCCUCGGUGGCCGAUAGACUUCGCGCUAGGAAGCGAACUCUGGCCAACACGUCCGAGGGUAUGAAGCUUCGUUCGAGGGACACUACGCCACACAAAGCGAAAACAGAGAAGGAAUCCAAAUUGUCGCCGCCUAAAGGCGGGACGUCCCAAAAGACAAAACCGAAACCACUGUUUGGUGACGGCAGCGAUUUCAGACCCGGUUGGGAAGAGGAAGUUUACGUGUACAAAAAGUCCUUAAGAAUGCCUACCAGAUUGAUAACGGUCAAACCAUCGCGUUUCCAUCGGUUGUCCACGUCAUUGCCGGAUUUAGAUCCCGGUUCGCCGGCAUUGUCCGUCUCAAUGGACAGUUCCGAUGUAUGUCUCGGUCGUAACAAGAGAAUCGUAGACAGUGAUAUGGAAUCCAAUUAUAGUUUCAGUAUCACGGGCAAGAUUGAUGAUGAGGAGGCAACUUCAUCCACGACAGUUUCCUGCCCUCCGAAGGCCAUGAAACAUUUCCGAUCGGAGAAUAAUUCUAUCGUUGACGUUCUCGCGCAGAAAGUCGGAAGUAGCGGUGGUCAGAAAGACUCGAAGAAGAAACAGAAUCUGAAGGGCAAUAAGAGCAGUAACAUUAAUAGGAGUAGCAACGAACCGGAACUUUUGCCAACGCCGAGUCUCGCACCGCUCCUGUCAUCCGAGACAUCGAAAAACUCUAAAAAUAAGAUGGCAAUGAAGAACAAUAAAAACCCGAUUAAAGUUAGCAAUUCCGAUCUCCUUGGUUAUUUCCGCAAAGAGACAGUUAAUAAUUUCCGUGACGCGUUCAAGAAUAAUCACGCGUUGCCCAAUGAGUUUUCUACUUUGGUGCUGAAAAGUCGAACGAGAACGGAGACAAAAGUACUGAAGAAAGAGACGACUAUACGCGAAGUAUUCGGCGAGGAUAGACCUGCGUCGGCUCCGCCGAUGCAGAAUCACGAUGACACGUCGCAAGACGACGAUUCACAGAAUGAAAUUCCGGAGAAUGCAUUGGGCAAGAUGCGAAUGUUGAAACAAAAGGUAGUGUCCCGUUUGAGAAACGCUGGUAUACUACGAAGCCACAAGGCGAUAAUGAACUCGAAACGUCGCCUAUUGACUGCCGAGAGGCGGAAGGAUCUGCUCAAAUCGCUCGCUAGUAAGAAAUUGCAUCGUAUCAAAACUGAGAUAGAGCAGGAAGAGAUCAACGACGCCAGGGAAGAGGAAAAUAACGAGAUGGAGGAUGACAAGAAUGAUUUAGAGAUUCGUAACAAAAAGAAAUUGAAGCUUCGACCUGGCCGGAGGAAAUUCCGUUCUGGAUUCGAUUACAUUCGCAAAAAGAAGAAGCCUCUGAAGAAAGAUGAAGCGUUGCCGAAGGAAAGAAAAAGACAAAGCCAAGCCAGCAAACCAAGCCCGGAAUGCGUAGCCGAUAUUCAGUCCGAGAUCAGGACAUGGGUUAUCAAAAAGGGUGUCGGAGAAACCAUAUUACACCGUGCUGCCCGUCUCGGUUACACGGACGUGACCGCUUAUUGUCUGGAGAAGCUUAACAGCGCGCCGAGUCCCAAAGACAACGCGGGAUACACGCCACUUCACGAGGCGUGCUCCAAGGGUCAUCUAGAGAUUGCGAAACUUUUGCUAUCUUAUGGUGCGAACGUUAGCGAGAGCGCUAACGGUGGCAUCAGGCCACUUCACGAGGCAGCUGAAAAUGGAGCUACGGAGCUUGUACGAUUGCUACUGUCGUACGGUGCCGAUCCAUUGUUGGCUACUUAUUCCGGACAAACGCCUUUGAUGCUGGCUGUCGACACCGAAGCUAAUUCUAUUCUAGAGCAGCAUCUGGCUGACAUCCAAGGUCACACUACCAUACCAUGGCCAUUCGCAGGUCCAUCUUCUAUUUUCGAUCCCGAAGAAACGGGUUACAAUCCGCUCGAGGAUGUUCCAAUGGACAGUCCCGAAUCAGUUGAACUAGAUGACAUCGAAAUGGAAGUAAGCGACAUUAAUCUGCCUGUCCUCUUCACUCUGAACAACGAUCCGGACAAGUGGGUGCUGCUUCAAGAUCUCAUGGCAGUUUUGAGGAUAAAGAGCCGCGAGGCUCUUCUCCGUCAGAUCAAUCCGAAGGCCCACUCUGGGCCACCUGCGAUCGCGCAUCGCGACGUCAUGCGCGAAUUGAAGCUGCCGGAUUUCCUGGAGCAGACGCGUUGCUGUCAUCUAUUGAGCGGUGGCGAGAGGAUCAACGUGCGUGGCUCCAAAGUCACGCUCAUCAAGUACAACGACAAAGUGAAAUCCCUGUUGAAUGUCGAAAAGGUGCUGAUCAAUCUUAGGUGACAAGAGGCAUCUCUGGGGCGUUCAUCUCCCCAGACAUCGAAACCAUCGACUUCGAUUCCGGCCAAGGAAAAUCAGAAGAAAGUCGAAGGCAAAGCUGCUAUGAAACGCGAGCGACAACAAGGAAAAAAGCGGCAGGAGACGCGUAACAAAAAUUCCAUAGAUUAAGUAAUCCGUUUUGUCGUAAAUAACUCAUAUAAAUGUAAUAAAAAUUAUAAAAGAAGUUCUUGCUAAAGAGCGAGUGUCAAGGACCAAAUCAUCUCGAUGAUUGUUUUCACAUAACGCGAAAAGAAAAAAAAAAGGGAACGAGUUAUUGCAUGUGGAGAAAUGAAUCCUAAAUAAUCAACAUGAAUCUGUUUGUUUAAAAAAUUCGUCCCCGAAAGAAAAGAAAGACUGAUUGACACAACAAUGAAGAUCGGUGCUUUUAUGUGUGUCCAAAGACUGAUUCUUUUCGAUUUGUCUUAUGCUUUAGAGAUAAAUCAAGUUGAUCGACACUGACAACCAAUGCUGAUCGAUUUUCUCUUUUCGAUCUCUUGUAGUGCAGAGUAGAACGAAAUUGACGAACUUGACUCUAAAGUGAUAAGAAAUACGCACAUAAUCGGUUUCGUUCCUUUAUUCAGAUGAUAAAUUUGUCAAUCGAAAAGUAAAAGGAAAUCGGUAAUCUAUCGGUAUCUAUCGAUAUUCUGCCGGGAGUAUAACGCGCAAUUAAAUUAACUUUAAAGCACGUAUAGCCGUGCAAAUGUAGUUUUAAACAAAAUUACUAUUUAAUGCGCAGCUAAAAAUAAGGGAAAACGGCUACCUGUGACAUUAUAUAGGCAGUAUUUAUCCAGGAUAUAUGCAUAAUAUGCGUAUAUCUAUAGAACGAUGAUGAUAUUUUAUUAAUUCUCUUAAGGAUUGAGUAAAUAAUCAGAAGUUCGCUAAACGCGCGCAAUGCUUUUAGGCGAAUGAAAAAAAAAAA
Molecule: messenger RNA, 9209 nt
Organism: Pogonomyrmex barbatus (red harvester ant)
Lineage: Eukaryota; Metazoa; Arthropoda; Insecta; Hymenoptera; Formicidae
Biological process (GO): negative regulation of transcription by RNA polymerase II
Cellular component (GO): nucleus
Molecular function (GO): transcription corepressor activity; protein binding
Source: RefSeq, a predicted model, not a curated record